GGGCCAGUCAAUCAGCAGCAGAGCUGAGAAGGGCACAGCCGCGCGGCCGAGGGCAGUGAGCUGAGCCGAGCUGGGUGAGCGGAGCAGCGCCGGGUAGCUGGAGCCCCGCGCCAGCGAUCACCCGCCGACGCCGCCCACACUCUGCUCUCCUGCGACGCCUGCCACCUUCUCUUCCUUCCCUGAGCCCCUUUGCCCCUGGCUAACUGGCCCGGGUCCUCUAGCCUUUGGAGCCCCGAGGUCACCGAUCCUCUCCUUAGUCCCUUGGGUCCCGCGCCCAUUCCACGCCCUUUUCCUUGUACCCCACCCUGGCUGGGCGCCUGGCACUGGGGACCGUUGCCUGACGCGAGGCCCAGCUCCACUUUUCGCCCGCGUCUCCUCCUCCUGCCCUCCUCCUCCUUCUUCACUACCAACUCCAACUCCCCGGCUCUCGCUCCACUCGUGAGUGUUGACUCCGCGCCUCUCCGCCCGCUCCGCAGCGCUGCUUCCCAUCCGGUCUCAUUCUGUCCCCUAAAGGUGGGAGCGCAUCGGUCAGGGUCCGCACCAUGGCACGGUUAGGCUUGCUCGCGCUUCUCUGCACCCUGGCCGCGCUCAGCGCCUCAUUGCUGGCUGUGGAGCCCAAGUCGAAAAGUUGCUCGGAAGUGCGACGUCUCUACGUGUCCAAAGGCUUCAACAAGAACGAUGCCCCCCUCUAUGAGAUCAACGGUGACCAUUUGAAGAUCUGUCCCCAGGAUUAUACGUGUUGUUCUCAAGAGAUGGAAGAGAAGUACAGUCUGCAAAGUAAAGAUGAUUUCAAAAACGUGGUCAGUGAACAGUGCAAUCAUUUGCAAGCCAUCUUUGCAUCCCGUUACAAGAAGUUUGAUGAAUUCUUCAAAGAACUUCUUGAAAAUGCAGAGAAAUCCCUGAAUGAUAUGUUUGUGAAGACAUAUGGCCACUUAUACAUGCAAAAUUCAGAGCUAUUUAAAGAUCUCUUCGUAGAGUUGAAGCGCUACUAUGUGGCGGGAAACGUGAACCUGGAAGAAAUGUUAAAUGACUUCUGGGCUCGCCUUCUGGAGCGCAUGUUCCGCCUGGUGAACUCCCAGUACCAUUUUACAGAUGAAUACCUGGAAUGUGUGAGCAAAUAUACUGAGCAGCUGAAGCCAUUUGGAGAUGUCCCUCGGAAACUGAAACUCCAGGUUACCCGUGCAUUUGUUGCAGCAAGGACCUUUGCUCAAGGCUUAGCAGUUGCAAGGGAUGUAGUGAGCAAAGUCUCUGUGGUGAACCCCACAGCUCAGUGCACCCAAGCACUGCUGAAGAUGAUCUACUGCUCUCACUGCCGGGGCCUGGUGACUGUGAAACCCUGUUACAACUAUUGCUCAAACAUCAUGAGAGGCUGUUUGGCCAACCAAGGAGACCUUGAUUUUGAGUGGAACAAUUUCAUAGAUGCCAUGCUGAUGGUGGCAGAGAGGCUGGAGGGUCCUUUCAACAUUGAGUCCGUUAUGGAUCCCAUUGAUGUGAAGAUUUCUGACGCUAUCAUGAACAUGCAGGAUAAUAGUGUUCAAGUGUCUCAGAAGGUUUUCCAAGGCUGUGGACCUCCGAAGCCUCUCCCAGCUGGACGAAUUUCUCGCUCCAUCUCUGAAAGUGCCUUCAGUGCUCGAUUCAGACCUUAUCAUCCAGAGCAACGCCCAACCACGGCAGCUGGCACUAGUUUGGACCGACUGGUUACUGAUGUCAAGGAGAAACUGAAACAAGCUAAGAAGUUCUGGUCCUCUCUCCCAAGCACCGUUUGCAAUGAUGAGAGGAUGGCAGCAGGAAAUGAAAAUGAGGAUGACUGCUGGAAUGGCAAGGGCAAAAGCAGGUACCUGUUUGCAGUGACAGGAAACGGAUUAGCCAACCAGGGCAACAACCCAGAAGUCCAGGUUGACACCAGCAAGCCAGACAUACUGAUCCUUCGUCAGAUCAUGGCCCUUCGGGUUAUGACCAGUAAAAUGAAGAAUGCUUACAAUGGGAAUGACGUGGACUUCUUUGAUAUCAGCGAUGAAAGUAGCGGAGAGGGAAGUGGAAGUGGGUGUGAAUAUCAGCAGUGCCCUUCGGAGUUCGAGUACAACGCUACUGACCAUUCUGUGAAGAGUGCCAAUGAGAAAGCUGACAGUGCCGGUGGUACCCACGCAGAGGCAAAGCCCUACCUCCUUGCUGUCCUUUGCAUCCUGUUCCUCGCUGUGCAGGGAGAGUGGAGAUAAUUGUCAAACUCUGAGUAAAAGUGUUCAUCAUCAGAAAGUUCAAAGGCACCAGUUCUCACUUUUUUUUUUUUUUCCAUCCUAGUGACUUUGCUUUUUAAAUGAAUGGACAACAAUGUACAGUUUUUACUGUGUGGCCACUGGUUUAAGUGAUGUUGGCUUUGUUUUUCUCAUUCAGUUUGAGGAGACAGCAGGGCCUCCUGCCUUUAAGUUUGUUUCCCCCACCCCCGCUCCUUUGAGACUCGUGUUAUGCGUGGCUAGCAGUGUAGGUACAGAAUUGUAGUUAGUUGUGCAUUGGUGAUCUUGUUUUCUUUGUUGGCUUCUCUCAUUUUAUUUGUGGGGUUUUUCUUUUCCAAUUAUGGUCUCACCUUGUUUCUCACAAGAAAACCAGGGUCCUUUCUUGGCAUGUAACAUGUACGUAUUUCUGAAAUAUUAAAUAGUUGUACAGAAGCAGGUUUAUUUAUCAUGUUAUCUUAUUAAAAGAAAAAGCCCAAACAAGCUGAAAAAUUUCCAUUUAUCCCUGUUAUUUUAUUUUAGCUGCCUUAUUGGGAGAGGAGUGGAGUUGCCUUUGAGUUUCCUUCCUUCCUUCCUUCCUUCCUUCCUUCCUUCCUUCCUUCCUUCCUCUCUUCCUCUCUCUCUUUCAUUUGUUUGUAUUAAGUUAGGACAGAAUGUGAAGGCACAAGCAGGGUUCUGAGCCAGUUGCCAGACUGUGUGCAAACACCAGGACAAGAACAGAAGGAGACUUGGAAGAGACUGCAGAUCGCUCAUUUUUAUGGAGUCGAAUCACACAUAACUCAAUUUAUUGAACCCACCCAAACUUAAAGUGGACCCCAUCCAGGAAAGUAAAGAUUUUUGAUAUAGUCUCCCUUAAAAGAAGAACAGCACUCGGGAUGUCCCACUUAGUAGCCCAUGGACACACUUAGGCUUGGGGGUGUUUAUUAAAUACAGGACAAAUUAGGAAUUCACACUAUACCAAUUUCUGUAUUAGUUAGUGCUGACACUCUUUCUGGUUUUUAUCUCUAUGGCAGUAACAAGUGACCAGUGACCUCAUUUGUUCCCAUGUUAGAGUGAUGCAGAUUUCUGACCCACUGACCACUCUGGGAAUCAUGCCAUAAAAGGGAGCUGCCUGGCAGCUAGCCAGAACUGGGGCAUAACCUGGGUUCAGUGAAUAGUUGUUAACACUCUUUUGAGCAGUUUUUGUCUGUGUGUACAUACUUGAAUUGCCUUUGUUUUGUAUGUUUGUUUGUUUUAGAUUCUGGUUUUUAAAACAGUAUAAGGUUAUCUACUUUGAUUUUUUUUUGCCUGCUCCUUUUGAUCAGCCAAAUGAAGGACUUAGAGUGGUCUGCAUCCACUUGCUAUUCAUCCCAGCCCAGGAGCCCACGGGGAGGAGAACUGAGUGUUGAGUUCCCAUGUCUUAUCUUUUGUGGGAGGGAUGAGAACAGGUAAAACUGAGAAGAGCACAUCUCAGUGUGUCCUAGCUACGUGGAUGGAGUGGCAAAGGCCCUAACUGCUGUCCCAGGCCAAAGACUGUCUACUGCCUUGCCCCCUUGGAAGCCCUUUCCUUGUGUACAAAUAACCAAUCAGAAAAAUCUGAGAACAUGGCAGGUCAUUUCAAAGUGAGGUCUCAAGUCUUCAGAAAGACUACAGCCGUGCAAAGUCUCUUCCUGUUCUAAAAGUCAUUUAGAUCCCACAACACUGAAUUGAAAGCCCACAGAGAGGCGGUUUCAUGUUACUGUCCAAUCUUAAGCUGUAAGAGGAAAUCUCUAUUUUUAUAUUGAAACACGAUUACUUGAUAGCUCAGGGUCUACAUUUCACUCAACUUUUUACACCAAAUUCUGAAGAAUGGUCAAAAUAAAAUAUUGGGGGCUGUUGUAAACACAGGCUUAAUUUUAUUAGAAAUAGCCAGUUAUUUAUUAAAACACGAUGUUAAUAAAAUAGGCAUAUUCCGGCUGGUGUGUAUAAGUGUUUUUUUUCUUAAAUCAAAUCACAGAAAACAUAAACUCCAUUUAUAUAAGAGGGAAACUAGAUUGUAAAUAACUGGGCUGCCUUGUGAGAACUUGGAAAAUGUGCUGAUAGUUAGAAGUACCUCAGUCGUGAGGAAUUUCCUUUUUAGCUUAGACUGCUAUUACUUUUACUUGGUAGAAAUGAAUCUGGUCUCCAAAAUAUGGCUCAAAGAGUUGUCCCUGUAGACCUUGUUAGAUUGUUUUUAAUUUAAAACCUUGAACUCUGCCCAGCUGUUUUCUUUCAGUCAAGUCCUCCAAACUAAUAACAUUUUCCGAAUUAAAUAUUCUCGAAGGUUUCUUUGGACGCUCGCUGAUUUGUUUUCUUUCUUUACAUUUUUUUCCUCUGUUGCCCUUUUAUUAUUUAAAUUGUCUUUUGCUUUUGAACUUGAACUAUGAAAUAAACAAACCAUAGAUUUUUCCAUUCAGGUCUGACUGGACAACUUUUGGCUUCUCACCAGCUGGCAGGCUUACCCUCCCCCUACUACCACCACCAACCCCUUCCCCCAGUAGAGAAGAAAGGCAAGUUGAAUAUUUGAAAACCUUCAGAGUUUAGAGCGGGAGGCAGGAUAAAAGCCUUAUAAGCAGGACCCGACUUCCCCAAAGUUAGCAGCAUGUGAAGGAUGUAAGUUUUACCAAGUUGUUUAUAAAGUACUUUUCUUUCAAACACUUCACACACUCUACAUUUAAGACAAACAUCAUGGAAGAGAUUGCCAGAAAAGGGGAAGGCAACGAAAAAAGAAAAGAAGUUUCAUAAUGCAACUUGUAUAUUUGUAAAAGAGUGAGCAGCUAUUAUUUGGAUAAAAGUAAAAGAAGCACGAAGAGCUGGUGAUUUGCACCUUUAAGCUUGAAUUCGACUAUUUAAAAACCUAAGAGUUUACAUGAAAUAUAAAUUGUCACUUGUGAUAAUAGAACCAACAAUAAAAUAAGUAGAUGGUGCCAUA
Arvicanthis niloticus (Nile rat) is the source of this 5157-nucleotide messenger RNA. It is a transcript of the gene Gpc4, whose product is annotated as glypican 4. The record is from RefSeq and is a predicted model, not a curated record. Gene Ontology annotation, cellular component: extracellular region; synapse; plasma membrane. NCBI's taxonomy places the organism in Eukaryota, Metazoa, Chordata, Mammalia, Rodentia, Muridae. Gene Ontology annotation, biological process: regulation of presynapse assembly; synaptic membrane adhesion; cell migration.